AUGAUCAGUUUCCUAAAAUUACCACUUGGCAUCGCCAUAUGCCUUCUUGUCGUCCAUAUUGAGAAGAUUCAUGCGAAUACGGAUAAUCCUUGCACCGGCGCUGGAUUCUUUGCUCUAGUGGACAAUACAUCCGAGUUUUAUGCCUGCGAUGAGAUGCCCACUGGUGGCUACUCCGUAAGAUAUUUGCAAUGCCAGACGGGAUUGGUUUUCAGUGCUCAGCUUGGCAAGUGUGUGGAGCAAUUGCCAUUGCCAGCGGAGGAGAUUAUUUCUCCGGAGGAACGUGACGAUGGCAACAUUGAGAAUCCCACCAUACCGCCCACCAAUCUGGAUGAAAGCACUUCGACAGUGGAAUCAACUGAAUCAUCCACCACUAAAGCCGCUGAGAGCUCAACAACUGAGAAUACAGAAAGUAGCUCCACAACGGCAGUAACAGAUGAUGGCACCAGUUCCACCAAGGAUGGCGAGAGUAGUUCCACCUCUGCUGUGACCGAGGAUGAUGACACCAGUUCCACCAAGAAUGGCGAGAGUAGCUCCACCUCUGCUGUGACCGAGGAUGAUGACACCAGUUCCACCAAGAAUGGCGAGAGUAGCUCCACCUCUGCUGUAACCAAAGAUGACGAUAGCUCCUCCUCCUCCGUUGUUACCGAUGCACCUGACUCAUCCUCCACUGCAUCCGAUGCGGUGACCAAAACCACUGAACAAUCAGAUGAUGAUAUAUGCGCAACCAACGGCUUCCUGCCCAAGAGUGGCAACUGCUCUCAGUAUGUCUACUGCCAGGACAAGGGUGAUUAUUUGAAGCCCUAUAACUUCGAUUGCCCCCAGGGCAUGCAGUUUAAUCCCGCAUGCAACUAUUGUAUCAAGGGCUAUGAUUGCACCAAGGCAUAA
Drosophila willistoni is the source of this 885-nucleotide messenger RNA. RefSeq names its product serine-rich adhesin for platelets. Gene Ontology annotation, cellular component: extracellular region. Bases 1 to 885 code for a protein of 294 amino acids. The transcript has a single exon. Gene Ontology annotation, molecular function: chitin binding. Lineage: Eukaryota; Metazoa; Arthropoda; Insecta; Diptera; Drosophilidae. The record is from RefSeq and is a predicted model, not a curated record.